This is a messenger RNA of Rhincodon typus (whale shark), 8554 nucleotides long. Its product is annotated as NHS-like protein 1. NCBI's taxonomy places the organism in Eukaryota, Metazoa, Chordata, Chondrichthyes, Orectolobiformes, Rhincodontidae. The record is from RefSeq and is a predicted model, not a curated record. Bases 672 to 5342 code for a protein of 1556 amino acids. The transcript has 8 exons. Gene Ontology annotation, biological process: cell differentiation.
CUUGGCUCCCUCUCUCUCUCUCCCAUUCUCCUGUCCUGAAUAGCGAAUUGCUCUGAUUGGGAUGAGUCUUUCCUGUGUGUAUGUUUGUGUUUCUUUGGCUGAGCCAGUUGCUGAAGCGGAGUGAAGUGCUUUCACCAAAAGAGAAACGAGGAGCCAACAACUUUGCUGCUUGGGAUAAAAGGAAGAAAUCUGUUUGAUAUGUUUUGUUUCGGAUGUGGCGCUGCACAGACAGGAGAGGGAUAGUCACAGACUGUGAACAGCUCCAGAGUCAGGACGUUUAAAUGUGCCUUCUGUUUGCAUGGAGUGGCACUUUGAUGCAAAUCCAUUGAUCAGUCAGUAAAGGAAGUCACAGAGGACAGACAGAGAGUAACAGGUUACCCUGCUGUGGGAUCCUAUCCCACACUCUGUGUUGUUGUCUUACAUACUCCUCCUGUGCACCUGGCUGGGGACCUCCUGUUGCAUGCUUGUUCUGAGGGUGAAUUCUGCCAGGGUUUUGAAGCUGUUUGUGCUGUGCCCUGCUUGAAUAUGUUGAUUCGGGCUGACUCAACUAGAGCCCUGUGUGGAUCAGUGAAGUGAGUGUCUGACUGUAGGACUGUUUGCCAUUUGGAUUGGAUUGGAGAGCCACCCUGGGAGGGUUUCAGAAGUGUAACUUCUUCCCAAGCAAAGCAUGAAUGUACAUCACUGAACGGUCAACCGAAGCGAUGAAGAAGGACUGUCUCCCAGGGACACAGAAGAAGAAGAAGAAACCGAACCACAGCUCCAUCCCUCGCACCUCGAGCUUUCUCCACUUGGCCUCAUUCACCAAGCAGAGUAAGCGGCUGUUCCGCAGCGAUGGUGAGCUAGCAUCUGUUUGCGCACAGCAAGACCCUGAUGAGGAGAACUGGACUUACUCACUGCAACGUGCCAACGCCGUCUCUAACCUGGAUGAAGAGAGCAGGUGGACGGUCCACUAUAAGGCAUCGUGGCAUCAGCAGGAGAAUGUGUUCCUCCCGUCGAGCCGGUCUCCCUGUGUGGAGGAUCUGCACCGGCAAGCCAAGGUUAACCUGAAGACCGUGCUGCGAGACUGCGAUAAACUAAGGAAGGAUGGUUUUCACAGUUCCCAGUACUACUCACAGGGUCCAACAUUCACCUUGCCAUCAUCAAAUCACUCUGCCAGUUGCUUGGAUGAGGAGGAGGAUCAGGAGCGAGUGCCUGCGGUCUCAUCUGCCAAGGAGGAAAAGUUGCACUAUUCCAGGAGAUCUAAAACCCCAGUACCCAGUGACCUCUCUGAGAUUGAUGUCCAGACCAACUGGACCAAGGCCCUGCCACUGCCCACGCCAGAGGAGAAGAUGCGCCAACAAGCCCAGGCAGUACAGAGCGAUGUCGUCCCAAUCAAUGUAACAGGCGAGAGCUUCGAUCGCCAGGCGGGCACCAGGCGCUCUCUUGUCCGCUCAGACGCUGCGCUGAGACGGGCUACGAGAAUCAAACGGAGAAAGACAAUCACCGGGCUACCUGACACCGUCCAGAAGGAACUAGGCUCUGGGCAGACACCAGCCAGAGGUCACUCUGUUAUCCUGGCUGGCCACUAUUCCACCAUGAGUCGCCUGGAAAGCAGCAAGGCCAACAGGGGCAGGUCAGCUACCAGAGACUCCUCCUGUCAAACUGAAGAGGUCAAGGUGAUCCCACCUUCCGUCCGAAGGAUCCGGGCCCAGAAGGGCCAGGGCAUCGCGGCCCAACUGUCCCAAUCGUCGGCCGACAUGUCUUGCGGCGGGGACAGAGACGGUGCGGUGCGUGCCAGAGCUGAGCAGCCACGUUUCCACAGCCUUCCGCGUCCCGGAGCCAGGGUCUCCCUGCACGAGCUGGCAGACGCACGCAGGGCGCUGGGCCGGUCCGAGGAGCGAUUCCCGGGCCCAGAGGGCGAGCUGGCAGCGGAUGCGACGGGCUCCCAGCUCCGGGCCCGUUCCCCGUCGAUCCGCCGUGACCCCGGGGACGAGCCAGGCACCAUGCGCCCCGCCCAGGUCUCCGCCCGGGCCGCACUCCCCUCCAAGGCCGAGGUGGUGGCCAUUCGCACGUCGCGGGGGCAGCCUGGGCGCUCUCCUCCUCCUCCCCCGCCCUCCCCGGGCGGCCCGCGGGACGACCCCGGCUCCUCCAGCGGGAACUGGAGUGCCGGGAGCAGUGGCUCCGGGCGCCUGUCCCCCACCUCGGACACCCCCCCGACCCCUUCCCGCUACGACUCAGCCGUCUCCCUGGCGCCGCCGGGCCCUGGGGCCGAGCCCCUCCACCAGGGGCAGCCGGGGGCCAGUGGCGACGGGAGACACCGGGGGACCGCGCCCCCACCCUCCCCGAGGUCUCCUGCCGCCGCGACCGCCGCUCUCUGGAACCGCCCGCCCUCGCCCUCGGAGGUCAGGGGUCAGCAGCGCCCAGGCGGACCCCCCGAGUACAGCGACCGCUCCCUGGGCCGCAGCAUCUCCCUGAGAAAGACCAAGAAGCCCCCUCUGCCCCCAGCGCGCACCGACUCCCUGCGCAGGAGGCCCAAGGGUGGGCAGCCCAUGCUGAGUGAGUCUCUGAUCGCCAGCCUGCAGCGCUCCCUGGAGGACAACCUCCGAGCUCAGGAGGGAGGCGUGGAGCCUCCCGGAGAAGGCCGAGAGCCCUGGGCCACGGCUCACCGCACCCAGAGCAGCUCCGGGGGCGAUGGCAGCACCAACAGCAGCGGCCGCUCCACGGCCACCAGUAACGCCUACACCACCAGCGCAGCCACCCCGUCGCAGAGCGAGACCAGCAGCCUGCGCUCCGAGUACAGCGACCCCUGGGCCUAUUACCCCGAGGGGCAGCAGCCCGGAGCCUGGGACUGUGCGCCACCCGGGCCCGGAGCCUCGGCGGAGCCCAAAGGCCCGGGCCACGGUAUCACCUCACCUUCGAGCGGCUACUCCAGCCAGUGCAACACACCCACCACACUGAACCCGGCCCCGGCCUUCCCCCACCGCACGUUGCCAGGGGCUGCCAAGCCAAAGUCAAAGCCAAAGGUCCCUGAGCGAAAAUCCUCGCUGCUCUCCUCCACGUCAGCCUCAUCAUCGUCAGCCUCCCUCUCCUCAAAUGCCUCAGAUUCCCGGUUUCACGGGACAGCAGGGUGCGCUGCUCCCUCAAACACUCCUGCGGUAUCACCCAUGGGCCCUGACCUUCACCCUCCCCCUCCUCCAGCACCCCUACUUUCCACUGUAUCCUCUCCCCCUCCUCCAGCACCUCCAUUAUCCACUUUAUUCCCUCAUUCUCCCCUUAUGACUCCUCCACCACCCCCUCUGACCACCCUGCCCCCUCCUCCCCCCCCUCUGACCAACCUGCCCCCUCCUCCACCUCCUCUGACUAAUAUGCCCCCUCCUCCACCACCUCUGACCAACCUACCCCCUCCUCCACCCCCUCUGACCAACCAGCUGCCUCCUGCACCCCACUUGCCCACCAUAAUCCCUCCCGCGCCCCCACCUCCCCUGUCCCUGGCUAUGGUGGCCUUUCCUACUGGCCCUCUGGAUCCGAAGGUGCCAGCCUGUGUGAAGGCCCCACCGUGUGGGAAAGAGCCCAAGGCCUCAGGGGACCAACCUGAGACGCACAAGCCAGCCCUGGGCCUUCCCCUCAUUACAGCCAGUGCUCUACAGAAGGUGCAGCUGAGGUCAGUGAGGAAGAGUGAGCAGGGAGACCUUCUGGGCCAGGUGGAGGGGCAGAGCCCCCGACUGAAACCACAGCCCGAACGGCCAGUGUCCCCUCCACCCUGGAAACCUGCCAUGCUGCAGCGUCCUUCCUCCCUUGGCCGAUUUUCCAAGGCCCACCCUGAGGCCCAUGUGGCCCCCAACAGCAGCCUAGCCCUCGGCCCUGAAAGCAAGGACAGCCCCGUGGAGCGACCUAAAAUGUCAGCUCCCUCCGACAGGCCUGAGGCCUGGCCUGGAAACCAUCUCAAGCCCAUGGCAGAGCUAGCCUGCUCUGCUCCCGCUGUCCAGGGCAAAGACUCCGGCACCAGGGUCAACGCAGGGCCUGAUCAAGAGAGUGCUGUGCCAACUGAAAGCCCUAAUGCCAAAUCGCCCAGCAAAACGCCCCCUCCUAUCGCCAGGAAGCCCAAGUUGACACUGGUCGUCCCACCGUCUCUGUGGAACAGCUCCCCUGAGGGGAAAUGGCCUCCGGCUACCCCAGAGCCAGCAGCAGAGGACGUGACCAACACAGCAGCACCGUCUGCUGUGGGCGAUGGAGAACGGGCGCCAGCACAGAGCGAGAUGUCUCUGGAAUCUGACCAGCCCCUUCAUCCGGCCGAUAGAGCCCAGGACACAGUGCAGAGUGAGGCCUGGGAAGCCGAAGUGCAGAAGGUACUGGAUGAAAGCCAGAACAGUCCCAGCAUAGGAGAUGAAACAGUAAUCGACAGCCCAAACAGUUGGGAUGGUGUGGAAAACAGCAGCAUAAUCAGCUGCCAGGAUAAGGACAUGGGUGAUGUGUUUGAGCCCAGCUCCCCAAACUUUACAAACAGUUACCAAUGGAGUAAUGAAGACCCAAGUAUUCCAAGCAGGCCCAGGACAACCGAGGACUUGUUUGCAGUGAUCCACAGGUCCAAGCGGAGAGUCCUGGGCAGGAAGGAUUCUGAGGACGAGCUCAGUAAGACUGUGCCACAUUCACCCCCCGUCACCCCCACGGGAAUGCCGUCCAGCCCCGGCAGCAUCAAGCAGGUUGGCUCCAUUCAGAGGAACCUGCGCAAGUCCAGCACCAGCAGCGACAGCUUCAAGGCCCUGCUCCUGAAGAAGGGGAGCAGGGUCGAGGCCGGAUCCCGCAUGUCAGCAGCCGAGAUGCUGAGGAGCACCGACCCCAGGCACCGGCCUCCCGAGUCACCGCCAGCGGACACGGCCCGGACGAACGGCUGGGGCCCGGCCGAGUGCCGCUCGCCGGGCCACCGGGCCAGGAACCCUCGCGAGGAGUGGGCCUCGCACGAGGGGCCAGUGCCCAGGGGAGCAGGGCAGGUGGGGGUCCGCCACGGGCGCUCACGGACACCACCCUCAGCCCCGAGCAGCCGGUACGGCGCGCGACACCUCCACUUGCACCGACUCCACAGCAGCCCAAUGACCGUCAUCCGCGAAGGGGAGGUCGAGAGCCCGGAGGUCACCGAGGGUCAUCGCGCCAGCGACGAGGGCCGGAGGCACAGCGAGGGAGACCUCGUCGGCUCUAACGGCCUGGCAGAGACCCAGGGGUCCAGGGCUGAUCACGUCUGCAGCCCCGUGGACUCGGGUCCCACCUCGUGGAACCUUCUGGACUCGCUAAAACGUGGGCCAGCGGACAUUCGCCCUGUCCAGUCUGCUUUGGCAGAAGAAGGCGCAAACCAGGACUGGGACUCAUGAGAGACCAAGCAAUAACAGAGAGAGACUGAUUUUAUUCCCCUGUGUUUUAAUUUUCGUUUUAACGUCACGUCAAGUGCAAAGAGCCCCAGGCUGUUGAGGAGAAACCUAAAUGCUGAAGGCUCUGGUCUUGCCUGGUCCAUCAGGCUGAGCUUUCCAAACGUGGGAGACUCACCCGUGCGCCAAAAUAGAGAGAGAGAGAGAGAUCUGCAUUUAAAUAGCACCUUUCACAACCUCGGGCAGCCCGCGGCGCUUUGAAGCACUUUUCCGAGGUGUUGUAAAGCAAGGGGCAAAGCGCUCCUUUGGAUUCGUGGGGGAAGGGUCACUGGCGGCAAAAGUUGCUACACAGCAAGAGGCCUUUUACGAGUUAGGUGGGCAGAAGUGGGAGAUAGGCUGUCAGGUGAAGUUGGGAGGAAGAUGGCUUUGGUAUUGGGACUUGAUCGAUGGGAAAGACAGAACGAAAUGGAAAGAGAGACAGAGAACAAUAAAGGAAAGAAUGAGGGAGAGGACAAUGAGGCCAAGGGAUUUUUGAAAGAUUUCUUUUCUGGCAGAAGUUUGUGUCCCUCUCAUUGGUUUAUCUGAGUGGAGCUGAGGGCGAGAGAGUUGCAUGGUUACUGCCCAGGUGGGUGAUGGGAGGGAGGUCCUGACUAAGGCAAUCAAAAGCAGCCCAACAUCUCAAGCUCUGACAUGGGACAACGUGAAUGAGAUUUGGAGCGUUCUACUGGUCACUAACCUCCGCCCUGAGGGAAAGGAGGAGAUACUAAAUAUUGGAAAAUGGAGGGUUAGGACUGGAGGGUCUGUGUGGUCCUUACAUGGCGAAUUAUCGGGUUCAAAUACAUUGGAGCAGCAGAAUAGGAGGGCAGGUCAUUUCUGUGGGUGAUAUCUAAGCUCAGUAAGUGAAGUAUUGUACUGUUAAUGAGUAGGUGUGUGUCACUCGACAGGGCUCAGAGGCGUUCACACUGGGAAGGGUCAGUGUUCUGUUAGCUGAGCCUGAAACAUUCGGGGCUGGUUUGAGUUCUCAAGAGGGAUGAGGUGGUGAGGCAGGGACUGGGUCCUGAGGAGCGGUGGGUUGAGAAGAAUCUCAGCUGCUGUUGCCACUUGUGAUGGGAUUUUGGCUGGGAAGCAUGAGGGGAUGCCACAGGGCUCCCUCUUGGGCAGAGAGUCUAUGCUGUGCCAAGCAGUUUGCCCCAGUGUUACCAAGGAGAGAUGAGUUGGCCACUUGCUGCGAGGGUGGAGGAGGGGGGGCAUCUCAGAAACGAGGAAGGAAAUUUCUGAAGAAGGGUCUAGGCCCGAAACGUCAGCCUUCCUGCUCCUCUGAUGCUGCUUGGCCUGCUGUGUUCAUCCAGCUCUACACCUUGUUAUCAAGGAAAUUGAAAUCUUGGCUGCUUUCCACACGUUCCUGAAUCCAUGCCAGUCCUCUCUUUUGCACCUACCCCCCACCCUCAAAUCCUGUUGCGACUGGUUUAGUAAAAUAGACCAGCAAGCUUCAUGACUGACUGAAGAAAGCCGUUCGCCCUUUUGCCUCGAUACUAACCCAAUCGUAGCCCAGUCCUGACUUUAGCAGACUGGUCACGGAGCCCCCAAAGGUGCUAGCCAAAGUCAGUCAAAGACCCCCAUAGGGGGACCCAGUCUGUUACCUCCAGCUGUUGCAGGGCAGGGGUCAAUGCCAAUGCUGGGUGUUCACUCAUCUGUAUUGUGGCUGGUUGAAUCUCUAACUGGAACAGAAGAAUAGAAACAGGCCACUUGGCCCAAUAAAUCCACACCGACCCUCCAAAGAGCAUCCCACCUAGACCCAUUCCCCCCACCCUUUCCCUGUAACCUUGCAUUUCCCACGGCUAACACACCGAACCUACACAUAGCUGGACGCUGUGGGCAAUUUAGCAUGGCCAAUCCACCUAGCCUGCCCAUGUUUGGACUGUGGGAGGAAACCGGAGCGCCUGGAGGAAACCCAUGCAGGCAUGGGGAGAACGUGCAAACUCCACACAGACAGUCGUCCGAGGGUGGAAUCAAACCCAGGUUCCUGGCACUGUGAGGCAGCAGUGCUAACCACUGUGCCACCAUGCCACCCAUAGACUCUACAUCAACAUAUGGAAGUUGGGUAAAUUGAAUCUGCCAACUGUUGUCACCAGGUGUGAGUCUGUCACAGAUGUACAGUUAAAAUACAGUAAAAGCAAGGGCUGGCAUAGACUCUGCCCACCCCUCGCUCAUUGGAGCUAAAAUCCUGGAUAAUUUAGCGGGAGUUAUAUCAAACAGGGGUGGGGGCUAUUAGAUGGGGGUGCGCUACGGUUGGUUUGGGUGGUCACCUCAGCAUGUGUAAGUGGAACAAAGAAGGCAAACUUCCUCACCUUUAACACAGUGUAUCGUAUAACUGGAGGGACGGGAGGGAGUUGCUGCAGGAUGGAGUUGUGAUGCUUCUCAAGUCGAACAGCUUAAGUACAAUGGAGAAGAGAGAUCAGUGAAGCUGGAAUAAUCACAUGUGCAUCAAUGAGAAGGAGAAAAUGUGAGGGAGAUAUGGAAGAGAGUGGGAGACAGUUAAUUGCUGAUCACAACAAUAUUACAGAUGUAUACAUGUGACUUGAAUAUUCUAAAUCCUGUAACACUUGCUCAUUUUGUUACCAAAGAGAUGGAACCUUACUGACAAUAAAAAGCUUCCCUACAGUAUUUUUUUGAGGAAACUUCAGAGACCUUUUCUUAAAAAAUAAACCAUUUUGUCUUGUUUUCACAUCCUGCUGCACAAAUAAAGCCUUACAUUUUAAACUAAGACAACGUACAUUCACUCAUGUUUGGUGGCAGCACCAGUUGGGACUUAUCAAAGGGAAGAGAUGUUUGUUACUUGCAUUGUGAUCUUUCGAUACUGUUUGUACAUGUACAGAGAUUGUAAAAUGCCCUCUUUUUUUGCGGGGUUGGGGGGAUUCUCUUUGUAAACACAAGUUUUGGAAAUGUGUACAUUUUAGUCUUUCUUGUUUUUACGUGGGAUGUUUGUAGAUUAUUUAUUUUAGUACAGAGAGCAGUGUGUGAAACUUUCUCGUCUCCUUCCGCUCGCUAAUGUGUCUGCUUUCACUGGGGCUGCAGGGAGGGGCACAGGCUCCUUUCUGUUCUAGUGGGGAUCUACUAGAAACACUGGGACUUUUACAGAACGCCUUUUGUUUGUAGCUGGAAGGAAGGUAGUGAUUGCUGUGUUUUCACACUUCAAAUAAAGCAAGAUUUUCAGCUCA